CCGGCCCCGGCCCAGGACCGGCCUGCAGGCCGGCGGCACUAAGUGGGAAAUGGCCUUCACGUCCCAACCGGAAGACCGAGAGCCGGGCGUCGGCCCAACGACUCCUCACCAGCAACCGCUCCUCUCGGCCAUGGAGGGAGAAGCCAAAGCCGCCGACCCCAAAAGCCUCCACCGGCUGCACGACCAUGACAGGGAGAAGCCCCGCUCCGUCUGCCUCCUCGAGCAGAAACGCAAAGUCGUGUCUUCAAACAUCGACGUUCCCCCAGCGAGGAAGUCCUCCCAAGAACUGGACAUGGACCGAGUGACCGCAGCCAUGGUGCUCACCAGUUUGUCCACCAGCCCUCUGGUCCGCAGCCCGCCCGUUCGACCCGGUGAGGGUCUCUGCGGGUCGUGGAAAGAAGGAGGCUUCGUGCCUUCGAGCGCGAGCAGCAGCGGCUUCUGGAGCUGGAGCGUGCCCAGUGACCAGUCCAACCCGUCCACCCCAUCGCCCCCGCUCUCUGCGGACAGCUUCAAGCCCUUCCGGACGCCCUUGCAGCCGGACGACGGCAUCGACGAAACGGAAGCUAACGGCCUUCUCUUCGACGAGCCCAUUCCCAGGAAAAGGAAGAACUCCAUGAAGGUGGUGUUCAAGUGCCUGUGGAAAAACUGCGGGAAAGUCCUGAGCACUGCAGCCGGGAUCCAGAAGCAUAUCCGGACCGUCCACCUAGGGCGCGUGGGCGACUCGGAUUACAGCGACGGCGAGGAGGAUUUUUACUACACGGAGAUCAAACUCAACACCGACUCAGUCACUGAGGGGCUCGGCAACCUUUCCCCGGCGUCCCCCUCCCCGCCCCUCGCGCCACCCCCUAUCGUCUUCCCCGUCCCGGAUGGGGGCCGGACCGCGCCCGCUGGCGGAAGGCCUGUUGCCAAGCCCGAGGAGACGAAACCGGGGACACCCCUGAGCCGUUCGGCUCCCAGCACCCUCUACCUCGUGCACACGGACCACGCCUACCAGGCCUCGCCCCCAGUGAACAUCCCUGGCCCGGCCAAGUUCACCCCCAAUGGCGGCAGCUUCAGCAUCUCUUGGCAGUCCCCCCCGGUUCCUUUCACGGGCAUGCCGGUGUCCCCCAUGGUGGACAGUCGCCCGGCGGCCCAGGUCGAGCAGAGGCAGCACGUGCAGGCAAUCCUAUCCUCGCCGCCCAGAGGAGCGUUCAGCUUGAGGAAGCCGCGAGGGGAGGGCAGGAAGUGCCGGAAAGUGUACGGCACGGACAACCGGGACCUCUGGUGCACGGCCUGCCGCUGGAAGAAGGCCUGUCAACGCUUCACUGACUGAGAAGCUGACGGGACCCCCGACCCCUCCCCGGACCUCGCCCCGGACCCUGCCCCGGCCCACCGUGCCGGGUUCGGAAAAGGACUUGUUCUCUAUGCCAAGUCCACAGAGCCAGCAGCACCUCAAACCCCCAAACAGCAGCAAAAAAUCCUCCCCACCACCUAGGUCUCUCCCCAACGAAGGCAGCCCUCCCCCCGACUCCGGCUUCAUCACUGCCACGGUGUGAACUACAUCCGCAGCACGUGCAGGCGGGAGUGGGCCCUAGCCCCUCCGAGCCCCGCGAGCUUUGCUCCUCCCAGCCCUCAUGGGCGGGGGACGCUGGGGGAAUCUCGUUCUCGGUAGUGCCGGGGACCCUUCCCUUCCUUAUGUUUCCCGAGGCUGCACCCGACGCACCCUGGCCUGCAGCCCCCAGCCACCUCUCGCCGAUAUCCGACUGGGCACAAGCAGGUAGCCCUCGGCCUGCCCCAAAGUCUCUGGGGCCCCUUCCCUGACAAGCCCCGGGCCCAGCAGGCCCCCUGGUAGUGUGGUGGUCUUGCCUGUGGGGAUUGCCCUUCCAGGUCGCUCCGGAGGGCAGCAGCCACUCCGAACACACUCCCAGGGCUCUGUGCCCUCGGGACGGACGGACAAGAGAGGACACGGAGAAAGAAAACCCGGGGCAUCCGAUCACCAUUCCUCCAGAGGGCGAACUGACGCUCCGAACCCCGGGAAGCCCCCGGGAGACUUGGCCGUCCAGAGGUCAGAGCCACAUUUGCUGUCCCCGAGGUUAAUCUCUUCUCCCCGAGCCAACAAAAGCCAGCACUGUACAGGAGGUGUGCUCAGGACUGAGUCACGCGGGCAGGAGUCACAGGGGCAUGCUCAGGACCAACCAAGUCACGGGUCAGGGCUCACGGGGGCGCCGGGGGAGACUGUCCACCAUGGGGUGUCACAGUGACGGCACCAAAGGAGUGGGGGUUGGGAGUCACCCAGGACCCACCAAGGGCUCGUUUCUUAGUCUGGCGAAGGAAAUGAAGGCAGCUGGCCUAAGGCCAUUCUCUGCCCAUCCCACCUACCGAUCCCACCCCCCCGUGUGAUGUUCUUAUGUUUUAGCCACAGUCUCCCCUGCCCCGCUGGACUCUUCUAGCCCCAGGGGGUGACAGUGCCUGGUAUCAGCCUGCCUGGCCCAUCGAUCCAGCCUGCCCAUCUGGGGCAAAGCCACGAAACUGCAGGGCUCAGCAAACACUGGCCACAUGUUGGGCUAGCAUGGAACUACCAUCUAAAAGCUCUCUCCCACCUCCACACAACCCACACCAGCCCCGUCCACCCCUCCCCGCAAGACAGUCACUCCUUGACCUUGCCUGGCACCAGCCCUGGCCCAGCCAUGGGAGGGCAAAUGCCAAUCUGAGAGUCAGGUCUAUGGCCUGGGGCAGCUUGAGCCAGGCUCCCAAGAAUCACUCCGGGGCCCCCGACUCAUCUUCCCGGGCCAGGAAGCUCCUCUCCCUUGGACCUCCAGGUCAUCCUGGCCCACCGUGACUGUCUCGCGAAGGUUUCAUGUGGAAAUCUCCCGGAGGGAAAAAAAAUCAAUAUGGAAUCAAGCAAGAAGGGGCAUUUCCGGUAGCAGAUCGGCAAUGGAUUUGUUGCAGUGACAGCAGGAACAGCAGUGCUGGUAAGAACUGGGCACCAGAUGGAACCAGCAUAGCCCCCGCCCCCCCGUCAGACCAAACGCAGAUUUUUCAUCCCUCCCCAUUCUAGGGAAGUUUGCGGCCUCUCCCAGACCUCCCGGAAGACCACGCCGUGGGCAGUCCUGCGGUGGCAAAGCAGGGCCGGAGUGGACUUGCUUCCUCCUGCUUUGGCUCCCAGCCUGGAUGUGUUCCCAUUUGGCUCCCUGGCCACGGGCGGGUAGACCCGGCAGCGCCUCUCCGGGAUGGCCCACGUACAGACAGGCUGCGAAGGUGCCAAACUUGGGGGAGGGUCUUCAGCUGCAGGAGCCUCUCGGGACUGACCCCAAAAACACACGACUGGAUUGUGGGGGGUGGGGAACCCCCAGACCGGCAGGAGGCCACCAGACAGGCUCCCUCCCACAGAUCCCCAGGGAGCAGAGGGGAAGAUGGCACUGAGCAUCCCUCCUCCUGAUCUCCUCGCUUCCCCCUCCGCCCCCCGGCUUCUCAGAGUCCUGUCCUCCAGGGCACAGAGGGCACGGUCCUGCCACCCUCAGCCCCCCACCCGCUCGCAUAGAGUCUCUUCUCCCUUGGUCCCUCCACAGAGACAUUUCUUCCCCCUCCCCUCCCGAAAAUAUCUCGCGUCCUAACCAAAACCAUCCCUUCCAACCCUCGUAAACGCAAACUCGUCUCACUUCCUCAGGGAGAGCGAGAGUGGGGCCGGCACGCUGGCCAAGGAAGAACAGGGUGAGGCCUGUUGGGGAACACACUGGGAGCCCAGAACGGAGCCAGUUGUCCAAGAAGAAGCAGCCAGCCAGUGGCGGUCCCAGACAGAAGCCUGAGGCUCUGCGGUAUCCUCCCUCUCCUCCUCCAGCCACCCCCGAGGCGGACAGGCUGGAGCCAGGAAGAAUUCCCUGGCAGUGGCUCCUCCUGCCAACUGCUCUCCUAGCCUCGAGCAGUCCAUCCCUCUGCAUACACACUGGCUGGUCCUCAGCCGGCAGUCCGGUCCCCGGGCUACCAUGGAGCGACUCUCCCUGACCUCUGACCUCUCCACCCCAAGGAACCCCGGGGUGGGGGGAGGGGUGGGCCACCCAGAGAGGGCUGCCCUCCGUGAUCGGGUUUUUUAGAGAUUUACAUUUUGCAAGACAAUCUCACUUUUUGUAACUUUGCUGGCGGUCGUAGAUUGAGAAUGGUAUUUGGAACAUCAAAGCCGAAAAUUAAAUCUCCAAAAAACGCUAGGUAAAUCGGUUUUCCUGAUACAAUUCCUGGGAUGCCAGUUCAUUCGGCCUGGGCCCCAGUUGGGUGGGCAGCAGGCCCAGAGACCCACUGGCUGAGUCUUCCAGGAGACAAAGGUCCGGGAACUGUAGGGAGCUUGUUGGGCACGGAAGGACCUGGCUUUCUUCCCGAAGCGGGCCGAGGCGUAGGCUCAGGACUUGCUGUACAGUGUCUUCUUAGACCAAGGGCUAUCCUCCGAGGCGAGCUGCUCCGGCGAGGUCAGGUCUGAAGACACCGGACUCUUUACAGACAACCUUCUCUCUCGCUCGCUCACCCUCUUUCUUUCACACACAUCGUGAUCUUCCGAAACCAAAACCUGAGUGCACCCCCCACCAUCCCCACAGCUGCCAGGCACCAGAGCCAGCCUUUAUCAAGGGCGUGCCCCAGGCAGGAGGCGAGCUGCCCACCUGUGGGGUCAGAGAGAGCCUGCCCCACGGAGACUCGGACCUCUGGGCCACAUGUGGACACCCGGAGAAGAAACUGUCAUGGAGUGGCACCGUCCAUCAUCCCUGGCCCACAGCCAGCCCUCAAUGGACCAGAUCCUGAGAUGCAUUUCCUAAACAUGGCCUCCCUCACCAAGCUGUGGCCCGAUAUAUCUGGGAAAUCCAUGUCCGUGCCAACGUAAACCCACUGCCAGUGUCCGGAGUUGCAGACGGGGCACCUGGUCCACUGGGCAGAAAGGAGCCCAGGGAGGUUCACAUUGCUGACCACACUGACCCCAGCUUUCCGGGAAAUCCUCCUCUCCUCUCACAUGAUCAAUCUCGGAGCCCAGCCCCGACGAGCGAUGCAGUUAUCAAACCAUCUUCUCGCCCCUUCAGAGCCAAUGAGUCAUGGACCGUGAUAGACCGGAAUUCCUUUUCCAGCCGGAUUAGGUGUCUUUCCUACAAGGCAUCAGUUCCCAGAACCUCGGGCCAACUGGUCUUUCCACCUAGACCAGUAGGGAAUUGCGGGGGGGGGGGGGGAGGGGAGAGGGGAAAUCUCCCCACGAUACCCGUGCUGCCCUGCCCUCACACCACGCCCAACCCAGUGACGCAGUAUUUGCCGGUUGCUGGGUCAGAACCGAAAACGAACAUGGGGGGUGGGUGGCGACCAGCGCGCAUGGUGUCCUCCGGGGAACACAGCCCGUUUCAGGGAAGGCUGGGGGCUCUGGUCUUGUUCCCCUGAAAGGAAGCGUGAGCCGAUCACCCUCCUGGAGCUCACCCUCCUGGACGGGGGUGGCCCAUCCAACAGCUCUUAACUCUCCCCAGUGAUCCAGCACAGACCCUGCAAACCCCUCCGACUCUCCCUUCUCCAUCCCUGACUCUCCCCCAGUGAUCCAGCAAGGACCAUCCAACACCUCUGACCCUCAGUUUCCUAGCAUGGACCAACCAAAGCCCCCAAUUGUCCCCUCCAUCCCCGACUCUCUCCAGGGACCCAACACUGACCAUCCUACACAUCUGACUCUACCCCCUGGGGCCCACCAUCUGCCCGGAUCCCUCUGGCUCACACUGCCUACCCUCUUCAUGAAAUUGUAGUGUUCAAUCAUGACCCCAUCUCAGCCUCCUCCUCACCUUUUCAGCAGGUUCCGUGGAAUACAGUACAGGGUCAAUCCAACGUAACGUGGAAGAACUAGCCAACAGAUGUCACUCGGUAUCUUCAGCCAUGUGACCCAGGGAGAGGUGGGUGGGGAGGCGGAGAAUGGGACAACUGGAUGAGGGGUAAAGGAAGGCUUGCACUACUUGUUUCCUGUCAAUGUGAAUUAAACUCUCAUUAAUUUUUGAA
Ornithorhynchus anatinus (platypus) is the source of this 5979-nucleotide messenger RNA. RefSeq names its product zinc finger protein 704 (gene ZNF704). The transcript is spliced from 9 exons. Gene Ontology annotation, cellular component: nucleus. Gene Ontology annotation, molecular function: DNA-binding transcription factor activity; RNA polymerase II cis-regulatory region sequence-specific DNA binding. Bases 50 to 1312 code for a protein of 420 amino acids. Lineage: Eukaryota; Metazoa; Chordata; Mammalia; Monotremata; Ornithorhynchidae. The record is from RefSeq and is a predicted model, not a curated record. Gene Ontology annotation, biological process: regulation of transcription by RNA polymerase II.